AUGUACUUUGACAGUCACCUGGCUAGCUUCGGCGCUCUCCUCGCGCUCACCACGCUGGCCGUCGACCCAUUCCCCCAAGCCAGUGUCUCGUUGAAACACUGCGAACAUGUCACUGGCCAUGUCGCCAGCAUCCCACGAACAAACAACUACACGCGUAAUGUAGCGCUUACGGGGACACACGCCAAUGCUCCCGAUGCCGGCAUGCAGCUAGCUAUCUACUGGGGUGUCCUGGAGCCGCCGGACAACAGUUCCGUCAGCAAACCGUCGACCCUAGACUGUCUGACGGGCAACUGCACCUUUCCGGCUGAACAAGGCGCCAGCUGUACCAGUUUGGCCAUGUGCGCAUAUGCUUGGGACGUGAGCGAUUAUAUAGACGGAGAGAUGGUUGAUGAACGACGCAACUUCUCGCUGGGCCCGGGUAGACGGGCCGCUAACUCGCGCCACGACAGUAGGGGUGGUCAAGGUCCGUGGAACCAGACAAGCAUGCUAGAUGUCCGUGUACUUGGCAUGCGCUAUCCAAAAGGCUCCAACUUUACCUCUGACUAUUCUGAGGACAUGGUGCCUGCCGCCUUCAUCAUGUCGUUUUGGCCAUGGAUACAGAGCUUUGCGGCCAAUAUCACGAGGAGGUUCUCGGAGAGCAACGCCUGCACUGGGUAUUUGGGAGAGCCGGCUACCAGCUGGCCGUCAACGAGACUCUCAGCAACGGCUCUUGGAAGGGGUGUCAUGGCCUUAACAAUUGACAGCACAGAUGCCAACAUUGUGCCAGUGUAUCCACCGCCGCCAAAGUACGACAGCACCGACGACAACGACGACGACUACUCCUCUCCGGGUGAUCCGAGCUGGCACACUCAAGAGUGUGUCUUUGGCUUAGGCCCUGCCCCGGCCACAGUCCUUGCUGAUGUCUCCGGCUUUGCGCGUGGCCUGGCCGUGGCCAUCGGAGCGCGGAUGCGCACCGACUCGGGCAGUCCGGCGGAGCUUUCCCGGGCGAGCGGGCGACAAGACGAACCGAAGUUUGUAUCCGCGUAG
This is a messenger RNA of Metarhizium robertsii ARSEF 23, 1026 nucleotides long. RefSeq lists its product as uncharacterized. The record is from RefSeq and is a predicted model, not a curated record. NCBI's taxonomy places the organism in Eukaryota, Fungi, Ascomycota, Sordariomycetes, Hypocreales, Clavicipitaceae. Bases 1 to 1026 code for a protein of 341 amino acids. The transcript is spliced from 3 exons.